Messenger RNA from Hippopotamus amphibius kiboko, 942 nucleotides. RefSeq names its product olfactory receptor 5W2-like. The annotation marks the transcript as partial. The transcript has a single exon. The record is from RefSeq and is a predicted model, not a curated record. Lineage: Eukaryota; Metazoa; Chordata; Mammalia; Artiodactyla; Hippopotamidae. Gene Ontology annotation, cellular component: membrane. Gene Ontology annotation, biological process: G protein-coupled receptor signaling pathway; sensory perception of smell. Gene Ontology annotation, molecular function: odorant binding; G protein-coupled receptor activity; olfactory receptor activity.
AAAAGAAUGGAAAAAGAAAAUUGCUCUUCUGUGACUGAAUUCAUUUUCUUGGGAAUUACAAGUAACCUGGAGAUAAAAGUGACCCUCUUUUCCAUGUUUCUACUUGUUUAUCUCACUAACCUUCUGGCAAACCUUGGGAUGAUAAUCCUGAUUAGAAUGGAUCCCCAGCUGCACACACCCAUGUACUUCUUCCUCAGCCACCUCUCUUUCUGUGACCUCUGCUAUUCCACAGCAAUUGGACCCAAGAUGCUGGUGGACCUUUUAUCCAAGAACAUAUCAAUCCCCUUCUAUGGCUGUGCUCUGCAAUUCUUGAUCUCCUGUACCUUUGCUGAUUCUGAGUGUCUACUGCUGGCAGUAAUGGCCUAUGAUCGGUACAAGGCCAUCAGCAACCCCUUGCUUUAUGCAGUCAGCAUGUCCAGCAGAGGGUGUUCCAAGCUCAUGGCCGGGGUUUAUCUGGUAGGAAUGGCAGAUGCUGUGAUACACACGACAUUAGCAUUCCGCUUAUGCUUCUGUGGGUCAAAUGAGAUUAACCAUUUCUUCUGUGAUAUCCCUCCUCUUCUAUUGUUAUCUUGCUCAGAUACACAGGUCAAUGAAUUAGUGAUAUUCACCAUUUUUGGUUUCAUCGAACUGAGUUCCAUUUCAGGAGUCCUUGUCUCUUAUUGUUAUAUUAUCCUGUCAGUCUUGAAGAUCCACUCUGCUGAGGGGAGGUUCAAAGCUUUCUCCACCUGCACCUCCCACUUAACUGCGGUUGCAAUUUUCCAGGGAACUCUACUCUUCAUGUAUUUCAGGCCAAGUUCUUCCUAUUCUCUAGAUCAAGACAAAAUGACAUCAUUCUUUUACACCCUUGUGAUUCCCAUGUUAAAUCCUCUGAUUUAUAGCCUACGAAACAAGGAUGUGAAAAAAGCCCUAGAAAAAUUGAAAACUGAAAAAUUAAAAAAUAAA